Molecule: messenger RNA, 564 nt
Organism: Dentiscutata erythropus
Lineage: Eukaryota; Fungi; Glomeromycota; Glomeromycetes; Diversisporales; Gigasporaceae
Source: the annotation of a GenBank genome assembly
AUGAAAUUUUAUAACUUUAUAAUUUUCUUGGCUUUAUUUUUUGUGGUUGACGCAAGGCCCGGUCAAGAAGAAAAAAACCCGAAUCUAAAAGUGUUGGAAAAAAAAUUUAAGGUCGGUGAUGGAGACAUAGAAGGAUUCUUUGGUGAUAUUGAGGGAGCGUUUAUUGAUUGCAAGUUGAUUGCUGCUUCUCCUUGCUGCGCACAAAAUCAAGCAGACAAAUUAGUCGAUGUUGCAUAUUUUUUAGGUGAUCAUAAGAAAGAAGAUAAAAAAAAACAGCUUAUUGAACUUGCGAUAAAUUUAAUGCUAUCUGAAAAAAACACUCCGAAUAAGUGUCAACGAGCUGCUAUCUGUGAUCAAAAGCCAAGACAUAAAGAACUUGAUGGAUUAGCCAAAAAAAUGAAACAAGAUCCUUGUUCUAAACGUAAUUCGAAACCAUUUGAGAAAAAGGAUGGCUUUGAGGAUCCUAAAAAUUUCGUACUAAAACUCCAUGGAGAUAUCAUUGCUCCUAACUGUAAGCGCUUUCCGGCAAGAGAUGAUAAAGCCAAAUGUUCAACAAAAAAAUAA